UAUUCACGCCCAAACCCCCAAAAAUAAAUAAAAAACAAACAAAAAAGCGCAUCAUCUCAAUUCCCACACGCUGCCGGCCCCCGCCGCCCCAAAUCCGGAAGGGAAACCCGCCGACGCCGUCGCGGCUUCCGAGGCGCAGCGCAGCCCUUCCAUGGCCUCCUCCAACUCCGACUCCGCCGCCGCCGGGGCCGACGACCUCGACCAGCUUCUCGACAGCGCCCUCGACGACUUCACCAGCCUCGAUCUCUCGGCCUCCGCCGCUCCCAAUAGCGGCGGCGAGGCCUCCGGGUCGGCUUCGGCGUCGGGGUCGGGGGCCAAAGGGCCGGUGAAGGGGCUGGGGUUGGGGCUGCCGGACCCCAAGGCGCCGAGGCGGCGCGCGGCGAAGCAGACCCCGCCGCCGCCUAGGGGCGCGUACGCGUCGGAGGCGCUCGAGAAGCUGACACGCGAGACCCGGGAGGCGGUGCGCGGCCUCGAGACGGCCACCGGGGGUGUCGCGGGGCUGGACGACGACGCGAUGAUGGAGGAGUUCGUCAAGCAGUUCGAGGAGUUCGCAGGGGCGCAGGAUAUGGACUCUAUUGUUGAAACAAUGAUGCAGCAACUUUUAUCCAAGGAGAUUCUUCAUGAGCCCAUGAAGGACAUUGUGGAAAAAUAUCCAAAAUGGCUGGAGGAUAACAAAGAUAAAAUAAGCAAAGAAGAAUGCAAGCGUUACAACAAUCAGCUUGAACUCAUGGUGAAGCUUAUUGAGGUCUACGAAAAUGAUCCUGAGAACAUGACUAAGAUUUUUGACAUCAUGCAAAACAUGCAAGAAUGUGGUCAGCCCCCUAGUGAUCUUGUCCAAGAUAUUAUUCCUGAUCUGGAUCUGAGCAAGUUGGGACAACUGUCUCCCGAGAUGCUUGAAUCAGCACCAAAUUGUUGCGUAAUGUGAUGAGCGAAAUAUUUCAUUGUGGAUGCAAAUUCCAUGGAGUUUACCUUACCUGUACCUUUCCCCUCUUGGAUUUUGUAGUUUGAAGAUAAGUUUCGUUUGGAUAAUUUGUAAAGCCUCAAAGAUAUAUAAUGAGUUCAAUGUUCUUUCUGAUUCUUGAAUGGAAGCUAUAUUCUUUCCAGUUGAUGUACUGUAAUACCCUUGCGGCCCUAUAUACAUGCCAUCUUUCAAAUCUGUUCUUAAAUAA
Molecule: messenger RNA, 1169 nt
Organism: Phragmites australis (common reed)
Lineage: Eukaryota; Viridiplantae; Streptophyta; Magnoliopsida; Poales; Poaceae
Product: peroxisome biogenesis protein 19-1-like
Exons: 4
Coding region: 152-925 (257 amino acids)
Biological process (GO): protein import into peroxisome membrane
Cellular component (GO): peroxisome; peroxisomal membrane
Source: RefSeq, a predicted model, not a curated record